Messenger RNA from Mya arenaria, 1477 nucleotides. Its product is annotated as coiled-coil domain-containing protein 115-like. The coding region runs from base 153 to 797 and encodes 214 amino acids. The record is from RefSeq and is a predicted model, not a curated record. Gene Ontology annotation, cellular component: extrinsic component of endoplasmic reticulum membrane. NCBI's taxonomy places the organism in Eukaryota, Metazoa, Mollusca, Bivalvia, Myida, Myidae. The transcript has 3 exons. Gene Ontology annotation, biological process: vacuolar proton-transporting V-type ATPase complex assembly.
ACACCUAACUGAUUUAGGCUUAUUAAGUCAAAACAUCUGUCAUGUGCCGACUUCCGCCCAAAACAAUGAACUGUAAACAAAUCCGUAUUUGAGGGACAACACAACCGUUUAUUGUGGUUGAAUUUCCAUUGAUCAAGAAGCAGUUUAGAAACAUGGCAGAAGUUGAAAGCAAUCUGCAGACCGUCUGUGAACAGCUGGACAACAUUGUGAUCCAGGUGUUUUCAACGCUUUCAGACUUGUACGCUGAACAGGCGAGAUUGGAAGCUUCGUUGAAGAGUGGCUUCCUAAACAUGUCCCGAGCAAGAUACACCAUGGGAGUUAAAUCUGUGAGCAUGGAUCAGUGUGAUGAAAACAACAUGUCAGCUGUGGUCAAGGUGAAGGUCACUCCAGAAAACCAGCUGAAGAGUUAUAACCCUGACCUUGACAUUGAAUCUCAAUUUAGCGACCUUGACCUUGAAGGUAAAAUUCCUGACACUGAGUCGAAUCUACGGAAAAGAAAUGUGAGAAAGCCGGAAAGAGAUUAUUAUGAAAAGAAGGACUCUCAUAUUGAAGAAUUUAUUAACAAAGCUGGUGAGAAUGGAGUAGAACUAAAAGACCUUAGUGAUAAAACCAGGAAGAAAGUGUUUGAUCCAAUAAAAUGGUUCGGUGUUCUGGUGCCAACAACUUUGAGGCAAAGUCAAUCAGACUUUAAGGCAACUGUAGAUGCGGUUGUUACUGUUGCUAACUUGAAAAUAAAGCUGCAAGAAUUGCAAAAGGAAUAUAAAGAACUUAUGUUGAAAAAGGAAGAACUGAGCUGAAUAUAAUGUGUUGGAUAUUCUAUUUGCGUUUGUGAACUUUGGUGAUAUUCUAUUUGUGUUUGUGAACUUUGGGGAUAUUCUAUUUGCGUUUGUGAGUUUUGGAGAUAUUUUUAAAUUUAUGUGAAUUUUUGGCUAAUUCUAUUUGUAUUUGUGAAUUUUGAUGAUCUUUUAAUUGUUUAUGUAAAUGAAGUGUUCAGUGAAUAUAUUAUAUGUAUAAUGCUGUAAACAUGAAUAUAAACAUUUCAGAAAUAGUGUUCAUGGCCAUAGAAUCAUUAAUUAUAUCCUUUUACAAAGAACACAUAGUGGUUAAAAGUGAAGUAGUUGUCAAAAAUGCUAACCCACAAACAACGCCAUGUUGAGUUAAUUUAAUCUAUUUGUAGGGAAAUGGAGGGGGGGAUUUCAGACAUUUUCACUCACGUUUCAAUGAUUGUAAAUAUAAGAAAGAAGAAUGUAAUUAUAAACAGUUGUCAUUUCUAUUUGUUCUAUAAAGGUGCUGAUUGAAAAACUGCCCAUUGUUUUCAAAAAACUUACAUUGCAUCCAGUCUUUAAACUGUUUUUCCCUGUAACUUCAUGGAUUGUUGUAUGGUUUCAUUGAAGUGCCAACAUGGCUGUUUUGUGUAUAAAUGGACUCGAAUUUAGCUAUGCAAUCGUUGUUAUUUUACAUAAAAGUCAUAAAAAUA